AUGAACAAUGUAGGGUAUUAUUUGGUUGUGACGGACAGAAUGGGUACCACAGAAAAUUUUGAUCUACAACCUAGUACAUCUGGACAAUUGACAUUUAGGUGUAUCUUAUGCAAGAAAGUAGGGCAUAAAGCCCGACAUUGUUUACUUAGAAGAUCGAAUCAGGCGACUAGUAGCAGUACUCCAAGGAGCAGUGAUCAAGGUAUCCGUUGUCCUCAAAAUUUUGAUCUACAACCUAGUACAUCUGGACAAUUGACAUUUAGGUGUAUCUUAUGCAAGAAAGUAGGGCAUAAAGCCCGACAUUGUUUACUUAGAAGAUCGAAUCAGGCGACUAGUAGCAGUACUCCAAGGAGCAGUGAUCAAGGUAUCCGUUGUCCUCGGCUACAAAUAACAACCAUGGGUACUAUACCACUGGCGAGGACACCAGAGGGUCAGGAAGGCCGAUUGUUACGAAAAAUAUUACAUCGAGUCCAAGGACGGCAACGUCGGAAGACUAGAUAAUAUAUCCACAAACUUGUAUGAUACGAAAAAAAGCAUGUAAACACUAAACGGACAGAAUAAAUCGAGCGUUGUUACCGGGCAGGUAGUUUUAUUGAGAGCUCCGAAAAACAUCGUGUCGUGUGAGAAAAGACGUAAUAUAUGUGAACCAUUACAGGGCUACCAAACAGACGAAUAUGACUUAAAUCUG
Messenger RNA from Acanthoscelides obtectus, 685 nucleotides. The record is from the annotation of a GenBank genome assembly. Lineage: Eukaryota; Metazoa; Arthropoda; Insecta; Coleoptera; Chrysomelidae.